Anopheles gambiae (African malaria mosquito) is the source of this 6662-nucleotide messenger RNA. RefSeq lists its product as uncharacterized. Gene Ontology annotation, biological process: signal transduction. Gene Ontology annotation, molecular function: GTPase activator activity. The record is from RefSeq and is a predicted model, not a curated record. Bases 1017 to 3344 code for a protein of 775 amino acids. The transcript has 8 exons. Lineage: Eukaryota; Metazoa; Arthropoda; Insecta; Diptera; Culicidae.
UCAAAUUUUCUGAUUUCCACAAAUCGCGUACAACAAGCAAGAGUGUGAGUGCUUCAUACACACACGCUCUCUCUCAUUCCCUCUCUCACUGGAUUUUCUUCCUGGAUGAAGAAAAUGAAUCGAAUCGCUAGAGGACAGUCCGCAAUAGUGGCAGAUCGAAAAUCGUAAAUCUGAAAGAAAGAAAAAGAACAAACGGCGACGACAUCCGCUGUCAGUGUGUGGUCAGUCAGUCGCAGUCUGUGUGUGCGAACGUGCGUGUGUGUGUGUGUGUAUUGUGCUUUUCUAACAAGCAAACGAGCUCCUCCAACACACACCGAUGAUCGGUCGCUGGCCGGUUUACAGCGUUUUGAAUAAAAAAAAAAACCGAGCGAGAUAGUGAAAAGAAGGUUUAUGCUUACACGCUCCCUCGCGCGUGCCAGUGCGUGUGUGUGUGUAGCUGUGAUUGUGUGCGGUAGAAAAUGGUACCGAAAGUGUUGAUUCCCGUACGGCUGCCGGUGCUUUACGCUGCCCAUCGCAACGAGGAAAGUGCAGAAAAAGGAAUGAAAAGCGUGUGAAACAACCCCCGCCCCCCUCCCUGCGGUGCUCUCGAUUGUGUUCUGUGCGUGAGUGUGUCUGUGAGAAAAGGCGUCGCUCACGCAUUGUGCGUGGUGUGAGGUUCGUCGAGUUGCACGCGUUUUUUUGUUGUUUGUUCCUGCAAGCAGAGAGCGGCGCACUGAGCGGCACAAAGCAGCAAGAGAGUGAGAGUGUGCGUGCGCGCGCGCGUGUGUGUGUGUGCGUCAACCGCCUCUGUGUUCUCAUGGUUUUUUUCUUCUAUUAAUGUGAAAAGCAAUCCAAGUACGCACAGAUUCCUUGUCGAGUGUAUGGGCCAGAAUAGUCCAUAAAUCUUGAAACUUGAAGAAUCUCGCCAGCUUUGACCGAUAAGAAAAAAAAACGUUCCUGCCUGUUUGUGUGGCAGUAACGAAACCGCCGCACGCCAAAAAAAAAAAAUCCGAAACGCCAAAAACGGCCCCAACAUCAUGUCCAGCUGGGCCCAGCGGAUGCACCGCCGGGCGGCAACGUUCGGCAGCGUGGUGACGUCCUGCGGCCAUCCCGGCACGCCGUACCCGCACCGGCUGGAGAAGGUAAAGUUUGGCGUGCCGCUGGAGGAGGUGUGCAAGAAUGAUAUCCCCGGGCCGCUGCUGGUGCUGAUCCUGAAGCUGAACAAGGAGGCCCCGUGCCGGAAGGAUGUGUUCCGGGCGCCCGGCAAUCAGGGCGCGAUGAAGAAGCUGAUCCACUUCCUGCAGCAGGGCCGGCUGGUGAACGUGGACAACUACUCGGUGUACACGAUCGCGAGCGUGCUGAAGAAGUUCCUGCGCAAGAUCCCGGGCGGCGUGUUUGGGCGCGAUGGCGAGGCGGAGCUGUUCCAGAUCGUCGAUCUGGACGACGAGGCACAGCAGCAGGAGAAGAUUCACAGACUACUUAUGUCACUGCCAGGCCACACACAGCGUUUGCUGGUGCUGCUGUUCGGUACAUUCCGCGUGAUCGCCAGCAACUCCGAGCGCGCCGACACCGGCAUGACGAGCGAAGCGCUGGGAGUCUCGGUGGCGCCCAGCUUCUUCCAGUCCUGCGUCAGCGACGGCAAGACGGCACGGAUGAAGGAUGUCCUACGGUUUAAGGCGGAAGUUCACGUGGCGACCAAAAUCAUGAAACAGAUGAUAGAACAAUUCACUGCCUGUGAUCUGUUCGGGCGCGUCAACUACGAGUAUUAUGCACGAGUGACCGGGCGUGUCCUGCGCGUCCAAGACGAAUGGAUAUGCUCGUUCCGCUAUCCACCACCGCCCCGGGGCAAAACGGCACAACAGCACUAUGCAUUAAAACUAGCUUUAGAGACCGAAAAAACCUGGCUGCAAUGUGAAUGCGAACGAUGGGGUCUAAUCGCCCAGGAAGAGUCGCACUCAACGCCGGCCCUGUUGACCACGGGCGGUCCGAACGUAGGUAACUCGGCUGUAUCUCUCGGCAUCAUUCCAGAGCACUCAUUGCUUGAAUCAUGCGCUCGGCUUUCUGUGUCGCUUGAAGGCCCGGGGAUAUUCAAUGUGCAAAAGUCCAGCUGCUCCUCGUCGUCCCAUUCGUCGUCGUCCAACACGCGGUCGGGAUCGCAGCAUCACAUGACGCUGGACGAACUGCGGGCCGUUAAUCGGUACGCGGAAAGUACCAAGAGCCUUUCCUACCUGCCGCAGGUGCACGAGCGGCAGGCGGCAAGGAUGCGAACCCGCUCGGAAUGGUUCCUCGGGGCGCGGGGCAGCUCGCUGGAGCUGUGCCACGACGGGCCCGGCUCGCUGAUACAUCCGCAGAUCGUCACCUCGACGCCGAUCCCGGGAGCGAUCGGGCACGGCCACCAUCAUGCGCACGGAAUAAUCGUGGGAAACGUCGGUUUGAGUGCAUCGGCCGAGUCGGUCCAUCAGUCGUCGGCCAAGCGGUCCAGCCGUCGGGGCGGCUCCCGGCACGGCCAUCUGCAUCGGUCGUCGUCCCGGCGCAACAAGGAGAACGGUUCCUCGCGCUCAAACAGCUUCCGCAACAAGGCGAACGGUGCCGGCAAGGGGGCGGCUAAUGCGAACCCAUCCACCACCACCAACAACAACAACAACAACAACCAGCACGGCACGGGCGACACCAUCAUCAACAACCACAGCCUGACGGUGGUCCAGACGGGCAACAGUAAUGCCGGCAGUGGCACUGGCGGUUCAACGGGCUCGAUGACGACGGCUGGCGGUCCGCUUGUGAGCGGGUCCGGGCGGGCGCGAAAGCAGCGCGCAGUUUCGUUCGAACAGACGUCCACGACGACCGCCGGUACGAUGACCACCUCGAGCUCGGUAUCGGGCGGAGCGGCCGGCAUGAACUGUUCCGUCACCGGGUGCAGCCUGAACCAUCAGGCGGGUGGUCAGGUCGGUCCCCGCGGUGGCGGUGUCGUCUGGCACGAGUACGCGUCGAAGUCGCUGGACGAAAAGAAGCUGCUCACCAAGCAGAACAAUGUGCCGGGCGAUGGUGGCGCGGAUGCGGGCGUAGAUGGCGGCCUCCCGGUCGGUCGGCGCAGCAUCGUGUCGGUGUGUGUGAACGAUAGGCAGCUGCCGGACAGUGACGAUGACUGGCCAAUGGUGGACCAAAGUCAGUCGGGCACGGGUGCUGCUGCUGCUGGACAGCUUCAUGCUCAACAACUGCAUCAUCAUCAUCAUCAUCACCACCACCUUCAUCAUCAUCAUCAUCAUUCGGCGAGCAGUGGCAAUGCAGGGACACCGGCAACGACAACGGCACCGGCAAGCACCACCAUGAGCUCGUUACUGCAUCACUUUAAACCGCCACGAAUAUGAUUCUAAGCAGGUCAUUUUCACCACGUUUGAAGUAACAUGUUGCUAUUUAAUGAAGAGUAUUCGAUUUUGUUUUCAAAGCGUGUAAGCAACGGGGAACGACAUUCGAAAGCAAUCGAACGAACCUACAGCAAAAAAGGGAAAAGAUCAUCCAUCGUUUACGUGAAUGUUGCUUUAGUUAGCCAAGACUAUGUAAAUUUUCUAUUGCGUAAAACUAAUUUAGGAUUUGAAAAGGGAGCUAUACGAGCGACGCCGAGAGCUAGGCUACGUUUUAGUUAAGAAUUGUACUAAGAAUCCGAUGCGAUAGAAUUAGCAACAUCGAAUAUGGGUGUGACAUCGGGUUGAGACUUUCGGUAGCCGCGCAGCAUCUUCACGCGGCUUGUUGGAGAAGAAUCUUAUGACAAACGAAAUUAUGUUCAUUUCUCAUCGCCGCCCCUCUUCUCGAAGCCUCGAAAAGCCAAACAUGCCAAAUAACGAAGAAGUAAUGCGUGUGACAAAAUCGUUUAAAAAACUGCAGACUGUUUGCAAAUUUAUUGACCGAAAGCACCGUAGUAGCAGUGAACACGGUUCAAAGGGGGACGUCUAUCCCGCGCAUGUAUCGUGGCAAAAGUAUUAUUGUAGAGUAGAGGAUCAGAAGAUCAAAAUCGGAACUCGGAGACGGAGUGUUUUUUUUUGAAGGAUUGACGCUUUCGUCUGUCGUAUUGCAGGAAAAGGCAAAAGCAAACAGUGCAUUCUUCUCGUACCCGCACGUCUAUUGGUAGGAGUAAAUUCGUAUCCACUAGAAAACCAGCACAGUGGAAAGCCAAUUUAAUGCGUUUUGCUGUAGCCCAUUGGGUGCAAUGCUUUUUCCUGCAUCGGGUAUCAUUUAAGCUCGUUAGUUCCCUGUAUUUCUGCUGACCGGCAUAUCGGUACAACGCAGCCGCGCAAAGCGUCACAAUCGUUUACAUGACGAAUGCUAGGAUUAAUUCUACCGUUAAGGUACACGUAUAUUUGUUCGUUUUAAACUUAAGAAAACGGUGCGUCGAAAAAGUAUAUUAUUUAUUUGAUAACAAAACAGUAAAACUAUGCAUGGUACAUUCCUAGACGAAAGAGAAGCUGUGGCGGAAGUAACAGCAAAGCAUACGAACGAACACAAGCCAGCAGAAGUAGCAGCAGCAGGUCGUGAACACGUGUCGGUGCGUUCGGUGUUUUAUACUUAAGAAAAACAAAACAAAACAAACAAACUUUUCUCAUUGACUUAUCCAAACGCGGAGAUCGCAUAUAUGAAAUAAUCGUGACGGCGUGAUGAAGAUACAUUGCUCAAUGGCAUCGCGUGACUAAAACCAGUGUCUCCUCUUUGAUAUUUGUAACGACGACAAAUCCAAGCUACAAAUAUCUACAUGCGCUAGGGUGAAACGGUUACGGAAAGCAUUAAAUUACCAUUGCUUAUAUAGCUGUUUGCUGUCAAUUGAUUUUGAUUGAAUUUUUAUACAGCUAUGACUACGUUUUCCGUAAUUGCUGGAAGGUCUAAAAUGGAUUAGGAGCUAAUUGCACAAACAUUUACGCCCAAAGAUCUAACUAAACGAAGGAAAAAAGGCUCUCUACAUGUCUACUUUUGCUACUUUUUUUAUUUUAAACAUCGAUAUCUUGAGCAGGAUAACUGAAUAAUAAAAGAGGAAAUUUUGUGUAGCCAUAAGCUGACAGAGAGUAGAAAAGAUUUGCAAUCCAAUGUAUAUUCCGGUGGCACUAACAUCACACUCAACCCUGAAGAAGAGCAGCACCAGCGCCAUCUAGCGGAAUAAAACGGUAAACUGAUAUCGAAACGCUUGAAUCUGGAUUGGGGUUUGUGUCUGGGAUAAAUUCAAAUGAAAUGUAUUACAAAAUUAUGUUUUUUACUUACUGGCAAUAUGCUUAUUACCAAACUAUUAAAAUCAUGAAUUUACCGUACAGUCUUUUAAAGUAAUUUUGGAUAAAUUCUAAACCAAUAAAUGUAGCCAAACAGAGCGAACAAAUUUUUGAGGUUAAAAAAACAAGCACAGAUAAAAGACACAUUUUUCAGGAAGCAUAUUACUACUAUAUUUAUUAACAGGUACAGCCGUAAAGCCUUUAUAUGUUUGUAAAAUCUUAAACAGUAUGUUGGUAGUACAUUUUCGGCCAAAACUGCGAAAUGUUACGUAUUUUAGAAGGACCACGAUUCGCGUUCGCUGCUGUGCAACCUAUUUGCGUAUUACUUUAACCAGUCUUCUUAUGAUAUUGUAAGCGACAAACGAUACCAAAACAAACAAAAACACAAAACGAACUUUUCAGUAAGGAGGGAAGCACACGAAACAAUCGAUCAGUUUGAUAAAUGUGAUGCAAUAUUGAACUCUGUGGACACGAAUCGAGAUAGAGCAAUUGUUAUAGAAACAAGAAGCUAUUUUCUGGCCUCUGUUUUUUUGGUGGUGAGCUAGCGAGAAAUGGAAAUUAUUUCGAAGGUUCGUGCAUAACAGAGCGUGCAGCGUGUCCUCACAAUUGAAAGAAUAGUUAGAUCUCUGGUUCUUAAGCAAUUGGAAUGUUUUAUGCGGCCACUCAACUAAUGCAUAUUUUGUAUCAAUUGUUUACACUAUUUAUGGCAAUCAGAUCCAUCACAACGUCUAUACAAACCACGCACGGCGGGGGUAAUGCGCUUACGCCUAUAGCGAUCGAAGUUGAGCCCAAAAGGGGACCGACAACGCACAACUCUACAAAAAGAAGAACAAAACGUAAUGAUCAAUCUUUCCUUACACGUUUACACUGUCGUCAUGCUGUGUUCAGAAAUUCACGCUUAGGUUUACUUUUACUCCGCGAUCGCGUAUGUCGAGCGCGACAAAUCCGAACGAGAGACGAUGUGUUCAAUGUACUAACACGUAGCACAAACUGAAUGGAAAAUCGUGGCAAAACAAAAGUGUUUAUGUGUGUUUAAAUGCGAUAAAUAUUCAUAAUUACUUUGAAUCUUUUGCAAUCGCGUUCAAUACAAUGCACAGAGACACAGACACACACAGAAAAAUGAAAGCAAACCAAUGCUUUAUCACAAGCGCUGGUGAUGAAGCUGUUGCAAAUGUCGAAAGGAAGCAAUCAUCGUCGAGCGUUGAGGUGGUUGAAGAAAGUGGAGGGAAGAAAAAACAAACAUCUACAGGAUAAUUACGGAAGAAGCAGUACUAAAAGAGCGGAGCGAUGAAACGGCGGAGACAGAUGGAGAAGAAAAAUACACAAAAUAAAUUUUAAAAACCCUUUACGAAUCGUCACAAAAAAGUAAUAAACAACAACCGUAUAUCGAACCCAGUUUAUUAAUCUAAGACUGAAAAAAAUGUAUGGAAAAUGAAA